CUCCUCUGUUUUUUGUUCCCUAGGUUUUUUGACUUCGGUCUGACUACAGCUAAACCAUGGAGACCAUGCAGGAACUGAUCCCCUUUGCCAAAGAGAUGCUGAGCCAGAAGCCAAAUCGGAAGAUGGUCAAAAUGUACAUGCUGGGAAGCAUGCUGGCUUUUGUCGGGGUGGUUAUUGGCCUGGUGGAGAGCGUCUGCAGCCCUUUCACCUCUGAGGGGAAGCUGGAGGACGAGGAGGUAGAGGAAGAGGAAAAGAAGGGAUCUGCUUCCCUGGCCCAAGAGGCAGUUGUUCUCCCACAACAGGAGGAAGUAGUCUUGGAAAAGAGCAAGCAGGCUCUGGCCCUGAGGAAUUCGGUGAACAGGCAGCGUGCAUCGUAAGACCAUCCAAAGAAAUCCUAAAGAC
Gekko japonicus is the source of this 402-nucleotide messenger RNA. Its product is annotated as G0/G1 switch protein 2-like. The record is from RefSeq and is a predicted model, not a curated record. NCBI's taxonomy places the organism in Eukaryota, Metazoa, Chordata, Lepidosauria, Squamata, Gekkonidae. Bases 57 to 377 code for a protein of 106 amino acids. The transcript has a single exon. Gene Ontology annotation, biological process: positive regulation of extrinsic apoptotic signaling pathway. Gene Ontology annotation, cellular component: mitochondrion.